Molecule: messenger RNA, 1263 nt
Organism: Nymphaea colorata (pocket water lily)
Lineage: Eukaryota; Viridiplantae; Streptophyta; Magnoliopsida; Nymphaeales; Nymphaeaceae
Exons: 3
Coding region: 1-1263 (420 amino acids)
Source: RefSeq, a predicted model, not a curated record
AUGGUUAUCGAGCAAAGGGUUAUUCUUGGUAAUGACAUUCUCCCGGAUUUGACUGCUCAUUUUCGAGAUUUCUACUCUAAGCCUCUUCGCUUUCGUGCUCCGUUGCCAGACUUUCACCUCUCCUCCCUCUCUGUCUCGUGUGUGAUCUCUCUUGAGCGGCCUUUUCUGCAUCAAGAGAUAAAAAACGCUGUCUGGACCCUUGGUUUUGGUAAGGCGUCCGACAUUGAUGGUUUCCCUAUUGAAUUUUUUCGCACUAUUUGGGAGGCUUGUAGCGCUGAUGUGUUUACGUUUUAUGAUGAAUUUGCCUACAACUCCAUCUUUCUUAAAGAAUUUAAUCGAGCCACCUGCGUCUUGGUGCCUAAGUGUCCUAACCCUACGGACGUCACCCACUUUCAUCUGAUCUCCAUCUUAGGCACACCUUAUAAGAUUAUUGCUAAGUUGUUUUCCUUACGGCUUGCGCCUGUUUUGCCUUCUGUCAUUAACCCCUUCCAGGUUGCUUUCAUCAAGGUUGGACAUCUUAAGGCCUUUGAUUCAGUUAGUUGGGAGUUCCUUUCUGACGUCCAUACCCGUCUUGCUUUUGGUCCAUCGUUUAGGCAGUGGAUCCUUUCGCUUGUUACUAGGCCCAGCUUGCAGUCUCCUUCAAUGGGUUGCAUGGUGAUUUCUUGUGUCUCGGUCGUGGCCUUCGUCAAGACCUUCUCCACCAUUCAAUAUGUUGACGACUUUUUCCUGUUUGGCACCGCUACUCGCCAACAGAUUGUGAGAAAUUGGCUCAUCCUUCGGUUUUUUGAGCUCAUAUCGGGUCUUUCUAUUAAUUCUUCUAAGUGUCAUCUUUCCCUCAUCCACGCGGAUCCGGCCACGGUACUUCUUGCAGAAGCUUGCUUUGGGUGUAAGGCUGUUGGUCUACCUAUGGACUAUUUAGGUCUUCAGAUUUCGUUGUCGCCUCCUGUGCCCUCCUUUUGGGAUGGAGUGGAGAAGAAGCUUGUUGAUCGCCUUCAGUGUUGGCAGAGAAAGCUGCUUUCUCUCCCAAGUCGUAUUAUUCUUGCUAAACACUGUCUUCCGUCUGUCUCCGUCCAUGCUCUGUCAGUCUUUCGACCUGUGCCUGUUCUGAAUAGGUUUGACAGAAUCAUUCGUAAUUUCAUCUGGGAUGAUGAGCGGCCUUUGGAUCGCUUUGCGCGCUGGGAUAUGGUUGUCUUUCUGCGUCUUCUUGGAGGUGUUGAGAUUACCAACUUUAGUCGGGCUUGUGAGUCUUCUCUGUGUUCUUAG